UCAUUCUCUAUAAAAUAGCCAAAUUUUCUUCUUCUAAAUUCUCUCAACAUAAAUCACAACACCACCAAAUAUAUAGAGAUUUUUUUUUUAUAGAUGAGUGGUGGAGAGAUCAUAAUUAUUUAUAAUGUUGUUUUGUCUAUACUUGCAAUUAUCAUCAUAUGUCUUGUUAUCCUACUCUUCAUUUGUUGCAAGAAAAAACCAAUCAAAGCUGAAGAAACUCUUCCAACAAAGCAAAUUGCAUGUUCUUAUUCAUUAAUGGACAUUCAUGGAGCUACGGAUGGAUUUAAUCAUCGAAGAAUCAUCGGUCAAGGACGUAUAGGAAGUGUAUAUGUAGGUAUAUUACCUAAUGGAGAUCAACAAGUAGCUAUAAAAAGGAUCCAUCCUAGGCUUGUAUUGAGUAAUGCUGGCUUUGGUUUCACAUCUAUGAUGAAAUGGCUAUCUUUAGCUUAUCACCCUAACAUUGUGCCAAUUUUAGGGUUUUCUGAGGGCCCUGGGGAACGAAUCGUGGUAAUGGAAUUUGGAGGUAUGUUGAGUCUUGAUUUCUACUUACAUCAAAAUCGUGAUCAUGAUGAUGAUGGUGGUGAUGGUGGUGGUGGGACGUCCCUAUUAGAUUGGAAUUGUAGGUUAAGAGUUGCUGCUGGUAUAGCUAGAGGAAUAGAAUAUUUACACGAAGUUAUGGUACCACAUAUAGUGCAUGGUUGCAUUAAACCCUCGAAUAUAUUAAUAGAUGUUAAUUUUUGUGCUAGGGUUUGUGACUAUGGUUUGUAUACUUUUUUAACAUGUUAUGAUAAAAGACAAUUAGGGUUAAUGGGAUAUGUUGAUGAUGAAUAUUGGAUUGGUAAUGAAAAAAAGGGUUUUUCUAAAGAAAGUGAUGUGUAUGGAUUAGGUGUUGUUUUGUUGGAGUUGUUGAGUGGAAGGAAAUGUGAUCAAGAAAGUUUACUUGUGAAAUGGGCAUUGCCAUUGAUUAAAGAAAUGAAAUUUGGUGAAUUUUUGGACAAUAGACUUAUGUUGCCUAAUGAUAUUAGGCCACUUGUUAGAUUAGCUAGAGUUGCAUUAGCUUGUGUUGGAAAUUCAAGAAAAAAUAGGCCUUCAAUUGUACAAGUUGCUAAUAUUUUGAAUAGUUUAGAAGUUGGAUUAUUAUAAGUUUUGAUUAAUUAGUCAAGUCAACAAAACAUUAUUGUCAUGCUUAGGUGGCAUUUGUGAUUGAAAAAAUGUUAAGAGUUUAUAUAUAUAAAAAUAAUAUUGGAUCUUUGAUUUU
Molecule: messenger RNA, 1258 nt
Organism: Solanum pennellii
Lineage: Eukaryota; Viridiplantae; Streptophyta; Magnoliopsida; Solanales; Solanaceae
Product: probable serine/threonine-protein kinase PBL7
Exons: 1
Coding region: 94-1143 (349 amino acids)
Biological process (GO): protein phosphorylation
Cellular component (GO): plasma membrane
Molecular function (GO): ATP binding; protein kinase activity
Source: RefSeq, a predicted model, not a curated record